Pipra filicauda (Wire-tailed manakin) is the source of this 2193-nucleotide messenger RNA. It is a transcript of the gene NFYA, whose product is annotated as nuclear transcription factor Y subunit alpha. The transcript has 10 exons. NCBI's taxonomy places the organism in Eukaryota, Metazoa, Chordata, Aves, Passeriformes, Pipridae. Gene Ontology annotation, molecular function: RNA polymerase II cis-regulatory region sequence-specific DNA binding; DNA-binding transcription factor activity, RNA polymerase II-specific. Bases 161 to 1204 code for a protein of 347 amino acids. Gene Ontology annotation, cellular component: CCAAT-binding factor complex. Gene Ontology annotation, biological process: regulation of transcription by RNA polymerase II. The record is from RefSeq and is a predicted model, not a curated record.
GCGGGGCCCCGCCCCUCGCCCCCUUUGUCCGCGGUUGGGCGCCAUCUUGCGCGGCGGGCGAGUGCGGGCGCUGAUUGGGCUUCGGGGCCGCGCGGCGGAGCCAAUCAGCGCGGGGCGCGGAGCGGAGCGCGGCACGGAGCCAGCCCAGGGUCCUGUGGCCAUGGAGCAGUACACGGCCAACAGCAACAGCUCCACGGAGCAGAUCGUGGUGCAGGCCGGGCAGAUCCAGCAGCAGCAGCAGGGAGGUGUCACUGCUGUCCAGCUGCAGACUGAGGCCCAGGUGGCAUCGGCCUCAGGCCAGCAAGUCCAGACCCUGCAGGUAGUGCAGGGGCAGCCGCUGAUGGUCCAGGUGAGCGGCGGGCAGCUCAUCACCUCCACCGGGCAGCCCAUCAUGGUGCAGGCCGUGCCCGGCGGGCAGGGCCAGACCAUCAUGCAGGUCCCGGUGUCGGGCACGCAGGGGCUGCAGCAGAUUCAGUUGGUCCAGCCAGGUCAGAUUCAGAUUCAAGGUGGGCAGGCUGUGCAGGUACAGGGGCAGCAGGGCCAGACCCAGCAGAUCAUUAUACAGCAGCCCCAGACUGCAGUUACUGCUGGCCAGACACAGACCCAGCAACAAAUAGCAGUGCAAGGCCAGCAGGUCGCCCAGGCUGCUGAGGGCCAGACCAUCGUGUACCAGCCCGUGAACGCCGACGGCACCAUCCUGCAGCAAGUUACAGUCCCUGUUACAGGCAUGAUCACCAUUCCAGCAGCCAGCCUGGCUGGAGCACAGAUUGUCCAGACAGGAGCCAACACCAACACCACCAGCAGUGGCCAAGGGACAGUCACAGUGACACUGCCAGUGGCUGGAAACGUUGUCAAUUCAGGGGGAAUGGUCAUGAUGGUGCCUGGAGCUGGGUCAGUCCCAGCCAUCCAGAGAAUCCCUUUGCCCGGGGCAGAGAUGCUGGAGGAGGAGCCCCUCUAUGUGAAUGCCAAGCAGUACCACCGCAUCCUGAAGAGGAGACAGGCACGGGCUAAGCUGGAAGCAGAGGGAAAAAUUCCCAAGGAAAGAAGGAAAUACCUGCACGAGUCCCGGCACCGGCACGCCAUGGCCAGGAAACGGGGAGAGGGGGGACGCUUCUUCUCCCCCAAGGAAAAGGACAGCCCUCACAUGCAGGAUCCCACUCAGACCAACGAAGAAGCGAUGACACAGAUGAUCAGAGUCUCCUAACCACUGCUUCCAGGAGAAAAGCACCUGGAUGGAAUUCCCAGACCUCCUGCCAGUCUGUCCUGCCUGUCCAGUGUGUCCAGCGAGCCUUUGAGUGGGACAAUCACCCUGUCACAGCCUGUCCUUUCCUACAGAACAAGCACCACGUGUUCAGGGCGUGGUUGAGAUUUUAACAACAGAAACUUCCAGACUUCCUUGGUGCACUCUCCUGAUGCAGCACAGGGAAUUUGGAGUCUCACUGCUCGUCAGCUGCACCACAGGACUGUGUUUGCCCAGCAGAGUCUUAUUUCCAUCCACUCCUGACACCUUUGGACUUUGUUUCCCUGAACUGGUCUCUGUUGUUGCACUUCUGGACCUGGCAGAAACUGAAGGGGAUUCUUUUCAGUUCCACCUUGUAAAUGUGUAAAACAACAAACUCUUCUCGGGGAAAGGUUCAGCCAUCCAGUCAAUGAGAGAAAUACUCAAGAUUACUGCAGGACUUGGUGUAUUGUGUGUCUGUUCCAAGAACUGAGGUGGGAAAGGGUGAUGUGGGGAGAAGGAUUUCAUUAGUAAAAGCAGUCUCUGGGGGGUUUUUAUAUGUUUAUUGCCAGUAGUUGUUUCUUUGGAAGAAAACUGGAUGCAAGUAUAAAAGUGAUUUAAACUUUUAAGUGAGUCUCUUCCAAAGGGUUUUUUGUUUUAAACCUUCCCUCUAACCUGCCAGUCGAGUGCAGAGUUCCUUCAGAAGACAUCAAAUCCUCAGUCUCAGAGUGUUGGCACUUGAUCAGCUUCAUGAUGGUAUUUCUUGAUGCCCAGAUCCAAUCUACAAUUCUCCAGAGUGAGGGAUGUUCCAUUACAGCAGCAGCUGGGGCAGCUCAUCUCAUCCUGAGGUACCUGAAGGACUGUUAACAAAUGAAGGCAGAUACUGAAGAACCUUUCAGGCUUUAUUAUAGGUUAUUCUCUUUAAAACAAAAAAAGAAGUGACACUUAAUGAAAGAGGAGUACUUAGGACUUUU